UAAUCUACCGCCCGAUAGGUGUCGCCAGACGCCCGCACGAAUUUUCAAUAGGCAAAAAAUACACGGACAACAUUGUUGUGUGUUCGGAACGCAGCCAGUUGACGAAAACCGUCGCGGUAGGGUAGGUGAUCGUUGUCGUUGCCUUGGGACCGAAAACAAAAAUCAAAACCAGUGAGUGCAUUAUGAUUACAUCCGUUCAAGUGAAUUAGAUAAUUUAAUAAAUAUUAUGGCGGUUUUGGUGUGUCGUUUGUAUUUAGUGUUCUUGCUUUUCGUGCCCUGUGUCUAUAAUUUGGAUACUCCAUCGUCACAAAGAACUGAACCACAUCCUGCCACUUCGGAUUUCAGCCGUCAUACACUUGUGAAACCGAGAAUAUAUCAUGGGAGAGAAAAAAGACAGAUAUCAUCGACCAAAGAAGAGGGCAGUGAACACAUUAACCACUUAAUGAUCAAGUUAGACGUAGACGACGAAGAAUUUAUUUUAGAUCUAACACUCAACAAACAACUGAUCCCCAAGGGAUUCUUCCAUCGGUAUCAGGAGAACGGGACGCACAAAGUGCACAGGCCGUCCAAAGAGGAAAUAGACUUGUGCCACUAUAAUGGAAAGGUGCGGGACAAGCCCGAUUCGUGGGUGGCUCUGUCGACUUGCGACGGACUCUCGGGUGUCAUAUUCGACGGCGAGACGAUGCACUACAUCGAAAAGGACUCGAGGAUCGUGGACGGGACGCUGGAGGACCAGCACUAUUUGUACAAGGACUCGGACUUGGUGGACAACAACAAGACUUGCGGAUAUGCCGGAAUCCCCGGAACCGAACACAAGCACGAGAACCAGUUUAACAGAAUAUUGAGGUACAAAAGAGCCGCCGAACAAAACCAAUUGGUCCGCGGUCCGUACAACGCCAACAAAGACUCGAAGUUCGUGGAGCUCGUGCUGGUCGUGGAUAACAGGGAAUUCAGGGAGUUCGCCGACAGCAGAAGGAACGUGCAAAACCACUGCAAAACCAUCGCCAACAUUAUCAACGGACUGUAUUCCCCGCUCAAUAUUUUCAUAGCCCUGGUAGGAGUAGUCAUAUGGAACGAACACGAUGAAAUCGUUUUCUCGGCGAACGGAGAUCAAACGCUCACCAAUUUCCUAUAUUAUCGCAGGAAAAAGCUCACCAAAGAACAUCCGAACGACAACGCUCAACUGAUUACGAAAUUUAAUUUCGAAAAUGGCGUGGUCGGAAAAGCCCUGAAGGGACCUAUUUGCACGUAUCAGCUGUCUGGGGGCGUCAACACGGAUCAUUCGCCUGUUGUGGGAUUAGUGGCGGCAACCAUAGCCCACGAAAUGGGUCACAAUUUCGGAAUGGAACACGACACAAACGAGUGCGAGUGCCCGGACGAAAAGUGCAUAAUGUCGCCCAGCAGCGGCAGUACGGUACCCACACAUUGGUCGUCGUGCAGUAAGAACUGUCUGCUGCAGGCCUUCGCCCACGGUAUGGACUACUGUUUGAAGAACAAGCCCGAGGCGUUGUUCGAGAGUCCCGUUUGCGGCAACGGAUUCGUCGAACCGGGCGAGCAGUGCGACUGCGGACUACCCGAGCAUUGCGAUAAUAAUUGCUGUAACGCGACCACGUGCAUGCUUUACAGCAACGCGAGCUGCGCCACCGGAGAAUGUUGCGAUUUAAAGACGUGCAUGCCAAAGACUGCAGGAACGUUGUGCAGGUCCGCAGAUUAUGAAUGCGACUUACCUGAGUACUGUACCGGUCAAUCUGAGUAUUGUCCGGCCAAUAUAUUCAAACUGGACACCGAAGAAUGUGAUGGAGGAAGAGCAUAUUGUUAUCACGGAUUCUGUAGAACAAGAUCGGAUCAAUGUAAAUUGCUUUGGGGGGAGACGGGAACAUCCAGCGACAACGCUUGUUACCAAAUGAACUUAAAAGGGACCAAUCACGGAAAUUGUGGUUAUAAUCCCAUCAAUGAGACUUACACCCAUUGUGAAAAAGAAAACGUAUUAUGCGGGAUGUUGCAUUGCAAGCACUUGAAUGAACGACUAGAGUUUGGAAUAGAAGCCGUCGCCACGUUAUCUCACAGCUUCAUUAACAAGGAGGGAUCAAUUAUACCCUGCAGAACUGUGGUGGUGGACUUAGGAGUUGGACAGAUCGAUCCUGGAUUAGCUCCGGAUGGAGCAAAAUGUGGGCAAGAUAAGAUGUGCGUGAAUCAGAAAUGUAUGUCGGUGAGUAGUUUAAGAGUGGCCGGCCCUAAGUGCCCUGAAGACUGCAAUGGCAAUGGGUGGUGCAACAGUCUGGGACACUGCCACUGCAAAGACGGAUUCGGUCCUCCGAACUGCAAAUAUCCUGGCCCUGGUGGCUCAGAAGACAGUGGACCUGCAACUGAUCCUAACGCCCAUCAAGCGUUCGCCAAUGCCAUGUUCAUCAUUUUCCUGGGCAUCAUACCGUUCAUGGCAAUUGUGGCGUUGCUGUACUACUACAUGAAGCACAACCUGCGUUUCGGACGCAGCAAGUCUUCUACCCCUACGACCAAGUCUCCAUCAAAAUCGAGGAACACGUCUUUCCCCUCCGAAAUAAGGAAGCGUACGGAAGACAAUCACUCGCUACUCCACGAAGACUCCCCCAUUUCCAACGAUUUCUUCGGAAAUUUCAAGGGCUUCUCCAUUCAGAAAAUCAAAAAGUCGCCGGAAAAGGAAGUAGAACCGGUGCGAUCGGCACCCCCUCCGCCAGUAAGGCCGGUUUCUCCAAACUACACCAAACCUCCGCCUCCGGUUCCCGCCGUGACAGUGAAGACACCGGUGGUCACCAGGUCGAACACGGUAGCCGCCAAAGCCAGUUUCUUCAACAAGCCCGUCCAAAAGCAGACGUCCUUCAAAGCUCCGACGAUCGGAAACGGAAUUGUGACCACGAAUAAUAUUUCAGCGGCACCAGCUUUGCCCCCACCAAAUCCGGGAAGUCACGCCAGGCCAAUUAUAUCAUCUCCCGUGUUGGAGAAUUCAACGUGCACUGCCAAAGAGUUGAUCUCACCCCUUAGAAACGCCCCCAAAGUUCCCUUUAGGUCUGCGCCAGAAGUACCAAUUAAAGAAAACCAACAAAGACCUUUAAGUUCGGUUGAUGUGGUCCCACAAGUUGUUAUUGAAGAGAAGAAUAAAAUAGGAAGCGGUGCCCUCAAUAGAAUCGCCUCGUUUUUGAAGCCGGCCGAUAAAAAACCUGUGGUCAACACGAAUUCCUUACCCAGAUCUCAGAAGUCGAAGGUGAAGAGCACAAUCGAUAAGGAGACCUUGAAAACUCUGGAAAUAUCCAAUCCAAUUCCCCAAACUCACAUAGAAAUUUCAAUAAGCGCCCUCCCAGUUAGUACUGCCGAAGCUAGUUCCACGGACAACAAAGCUACCGUUACCAGGGCUCAAAGUAUGAGGAGCCCAAAUCAACCAAAGCCUAACAUCCAAACUUUUGGCUCCAUGAGGCAGCCAAACGGAUCGAAAAGGCCUUUGAGCAUUCCGAAUAACGUCAGACCAAAAAUUCCUCCGCCACCAUUACCUCCAGCGAGUGUGUCCAAUAAGAUAUCUAAAGAAAAACCCGACGACAAGCCUUCUCAGAAUCAAUACGAUGAUUGCCUGAACAAGGCUGCUCCAUUGGCAAAUGUCAAUGAAAUUAAUAGUCCUUCCAGUGGGGACAAUAUUUAUGCGGUAAUUGAGGACAACAGUCCGCCGACAUCUAGUCCUGAGAAGUCCCAAGUAACCAGCAGUUCUGGUUCUACCGAAAACAUGGGACUGUUAGGAGAGAUAGUUUCCGAAAUACAAAAUCGGAAUUUCGACUCGAUUUAUUCGACUUCGACCCUAGCUAGGAAGAAAAAAGAAGAAGAGAAACAAAAACAACAAACUCUUUCCCCAGAUAGUUCAGAAACGUACGUUAAUACGGCUUCUAUUUAUAAAUCACCGGAGAGUGAGUACAGUAACAUGGGCAACCUAAAGUCCAGUGCCAGUUCUACUUCAAGUGGAUACAUUCACCCUUCUGCAGUGAAUGUGCCGGUAAAGGAAGAAAAGCCCGAAAUCAAAUCAUAUACAUCACCAUUUAGCAGACAGCCGGGACCCUUGGCUUCAACAUUCAAACCAACAAGUCCCUCAUCCACAAAAAAGACAGAAAGUGAUAAGAAUACUAACAAAAGUGCCUCAGUUUUAAACAAAACACCCCCAUCACCCACCAACAAAACCCCAAAAGUCGCCAACUCGAACCUGAGUCGGCAGACGACUCCUCCGAACUUGCGGACGAGGAAGCCGUCACCUACAAGAACCAAUUCGGCAGUAAAUCGUAGGUCGAUAACCAACUCGCCAGACUUAGUCACCAGUUGCACGGCAAACGGCAGCUCAAAGUCUCCGGACGUCCUGAGCGGAGGCGCCGCCGCCAAGAAACCCGCCAUAGCGAGCACGAAACCAACAGUUACUAAACCACAAACCAACAAAACUAAUCCAAAGUCGGUGAGUUUCAAGUCACCACAGUCCAAAACAGGGGAAGUGAAGCCUCCAAUUGCCGCAAAAAUCACGAAGGCCAAUUCGGAUGCCAGUGCGUUGAAGCCUACGAACGUGGGACUUAAGAAUGCGGCCAAACAGACGUCGAACGUCUCCAGUCUGCAGCAGAAGUUCGAGAAGAACGCAACAGCAAGUGCUAAAGUUACGCCCAAAGUGAAAACCUAGUUCAUCAAAAUCGUUUAGUGUACAUAAUAUACUUUUUAUUUAAUUUGACUGUAAAGACUCGAUUAAUUUAUGAACUAUUUAUGUAAUUUUAGCCGUCGACUAAAUUAUUAAAAUAUUGUUUUUGAGAGACAAUCAAAUUCAUGUGGUAUUCUAAUGUUAAGUAUUUAAGUAGUUAUACUUUUUGUACAUACCAAAGAUUUAUUAUACUUUUACUAUGAAAAUUAUUAUUAUAAUAUAAAUUACUUUACAAAUUA
Messenger RNA from Aethina tumida (small hive beetle), 4929 nucleotides. It is a transcript of the gene Meltrin, whose product is annotated as disintegrin and metalloproteinase domain-containing protein 12. NCBI's taxonomy places the organism in Eukaryota, Metazoa, Arthropoda, Insecta, Coleoptera, Nitidulidae. The record is from RefSeq and is a predicted model, not a curated record. Gene Ontology annotation, biological process: membrane protein ectodomain proteolysis. Bases 227 to 4675 code for a protein of 1482 amino acids. The transcript is spliced from 14 exons. Gene Ontology annotation, molecular function: metalloendopeptidase activity.